AUGUUCGGAAAGAGAACUAAGUCCGCCGCCUCGCUGCGACAGACAUUUCGAGAUCAAUCCGUCCCACCCGUUCCUAAGCUCCCAGAAAAGUACGCAAACGCUGCUGCGCCAAUCAGUGGUAUUACGAGAACGGCAGCUUCAAAUAUGGCUACAACUAAUCUGCCUCCUUGGGAUCGUGAGAUCGACAUCACUUUUUCCAAGAAUCCGGUGUUCGACCAUCAAGAGGGCAUCAGCAAAAUGAGCGCCCUGAACUCGAUCCGCCUAAAGAUCGCGGCUAUCGUCAUUCAUGAUGCGAUGAAGGGCAACCGCGCAUUGGACGCACAGGUAGUCGUGGACUUUUCGGCGGCAUACAGCAAAGCUCGCAAAGAUCCCCAGGACGAUGUAUUCCUCGAGGCGAUUGCGAGCCUACAUCGGCAACGCGACGAAGCUACUGGCCACAACAAGAUAUGUGCACUAUUCAAGCUGCCUGAGGCCAUUCGGCGCAUGAUCUGGAGCUAUGUUAUGGUUAAUGAGUCCAGCGAUCCUCACAAAGCAGUUCGGCUUCAGGUCUUCUCUUUCUUCAAGGAUACGUGGUUGCCUGCAAACUUUCAGAACACCAAUGUUCUCUUUAAGACUUCCCGAACUGCAUUGUCUACCUGCGUCACCAUGCGAACAGAGAUACUCGCUCAUGCAUUCACAACCCAUUGGUUUCAUUUCAUCUUCUCGCCCUACAUCAAAGAGAUGGUGUGCCCACAAACAUUCUAUAGCAUCGACAACUACAGCCAUCUCAUGCAGAACAUCACGAUUGAGCUCGAUCUCAGCAAACUUGGAUUUGAGGAUUAUGUCUACAAGCCGUACUGUCCGCCUGAGGCUGAUUGGUCAUCUGCCCAGCCUCUCACUGAGCUCAAAGGACGCGUCAACAAACUUCGCAUCGUGGGCUUCAAUGGCGCGACCGGACAGAAACUAAUCGCCGCUCUGUUCCCGAAUGUCGACUGCGAGCGAAGUGAUGUCCUCUGGUACCACGGUGCCCGCGCUGGCAUAUCGAAGGUCUGGCCGUUCUUACCUGGUCAAGCCUCGAUUCAUCGCGAUGCGACAUAUCCAAGCAAAGAAGCCCAGUCGCCGCAAUCUAGCACCUCAAAGACAGCUCUACAGGCUUCAGAGAAUACCGACUCUGAUUCUCGAAUGGGAAAAGUGAAAGAUGCACUUGGAGAGCAGAAGGGUCGGAGCUUCACACUGGACAAUGAGGCGGACCUGACACAAAAGUACCAGGAGCGACGACAAAGAAACCGAGAAUUGAGUGCGAAGCCGGACGAUGAGAUGACUCCAUUCAUGAAGAGUGAGGCCCUUAUGCCUCUCAACUCGGGUAUGGCACGUUUCGGGAGCAGAAAGCAGACACAUCGAAGGUCAAAAGCUAGAAUUGAGGACGAAGGAACCCUGCUUCUACCUAAGGGAAAGGACUCGGGGAAGGAGGUGACACAUAAGGAGGUGACACCGAGGAGAUCGCUGUCUGAUGGGUUCAUUCUCACCUUGCGAAGACAGGCAAGCAAGGCAAGUCUUACCGCCGUGACGCAUAUGAAUGUCAAGGACAACGUUCUAGAAGGCUCUUAUUUGCAGGUGGAGGACACCAGCGGCGAAGGCUCUUCUGUGCGAUCGACUAUGGGUAUAUCUAAGGCACCCAUGAGGGUUGAUGGAUCUGCCGAGACGGAUGAUGGCACCGCUGCGGACGAUUCGAAACGGUCGAGCGAGGUGAGCCAGACCAGUCUACACAGCAAGCGUAGCUUCCGAUGGAGUGAGGAAAAGGCCAGGGAGAUACUCCGGGUCAGUAAGGGUAGUCUGCGAAGCUUCAAAACCGCAGGCAAGUCGAAGAGCAUGCCAGUCAGUGAGUCAAGUCCUCGUGAGCCCGAAGAGCCGAUAGUGGUCCAAAAGAGGGCGAGCGCCAAGGAGCUCCGCAAAAAGAAAAGCUUUGUUGACUUUCUGUGGGGUUCGUCACGCACUGGAGUCAGCGGUCGCGGUAAGUAG
Molecule: messenger RNA, 1998 nt
Organism: Truncatella angustata
Lineage: Eukaryota; Fungi; Ascomycota; Sordariomycetes; Amphisphaeriales; Sporocadaceae
Exons: 3
Coding region: 1-1998 (665 amino acids)
Source: RefSeq, a predicted model, not a curated record